Molecule: messenger RNA, 1548 nt
Organism: Musa acuminata subsp. malaccensis (wild Malaysian banana)
Lineage: Eukaryota; Viridiplantae; Streptophyta; Magnoliopsida; Zingiberales; Musaceae
Product: peroxidase P7
Biological process (GO): hydrogen peroxide catabolic process; response to oxidative stress
Molecular function (GO): heme binding; peroxidase activity
Source: RefSeq, a predicted model, not a curated record
CUUCCCAUCUCCAACUCGAGCUUCCUGUUGAUCAACCAUGGCCGCCGCGUUCUGCCUUGACAGAGUGCUCGCCUUCUGCUUCCUUGCUCUGCUUGCCUGCGCCGCCGAUGGACAGUUGUCGCCGACGUUCUACAGCUCUACGUGCCCCAAUCUGCAGAGCAUCGUGCGGUCGGCCAUGACUCAGGCCGUCAACAAGGAGAGGAGGAUGGCCGCGUCCAUCCUCCGGUUGUUCUUCCACGACUGCUUUGUCAGUGGCUGUGACGGAUCGAUUCUUCUGGAUGACACAUCUACCUUCACCGGCGAGAAGAACGCGGGCCCGAACGCCAACUCCGUCCGCGGCUUUGAAGUCAUCGAUACCAUCAAAUCCAACGUCGAGACCGCGUGCAAAGCCACUGUGUCGUGCGCUGACAUCCUCGCGCUCGCCGCGCGCGACGGUGUUGUGCUGCUCGGGGGACCAACAUGGACCGUGCAACUGGGACGCAGGGACGCCACCACCGCCAGCCAAAGCUCGGCCAACAGCAACCUCCCCAGCCCCGGCUCCAGCCUCUCCCAGCUCAUCUCAUCGUUCUCCUCCAAGGGCCUGAGCGCCCGCGACAUGACCGCGCUCUCCGGCGCCCACACCAUCGGCCAAGCCCGCUGCACCACCUUCCGCUCCCACAUCUACAACGACGCCAACGUCGACGCCAGCUUCGCGUCGACCCAUAAGCAUACCUGCCCCGCCUCCGGCGGCGACAGCAACCUGGCCCCGCUCGACCUCAAGACGCCCACCACCUUCGACAACCGGUACUACCAGAACCUGGUGGUCCGGCGGGGCCUGCUGCACUCGGACCAGGAGCUCUUCAACAAAGGGUCUCAGGACUCGCUGGUCCGCCAGUACAGCACCAACGCGGCGGCCUUCAGCUGCGACUUCGCGGCGGCCAUGGUGAAGAUGGGAAACAUCAGCCCGCUCACAGGGACCAAGGGGGAGAUCAGGUUGAACUGCAGGAAGAACCUGAACGCGCGGGACCUCACCGCGCUCUCCGGCGCCCACACCAUCGGUCAGGCCCGCUGCGUCAACUUCCGCUCCCACAUCUACAACGACGCCAACAUCGACGCCAGCUUCGCGUCGCAGACCCAGCAGAACUGCCCGUCCUCCGGCGGCGACAACACCCUGGCGCCGCUCGACCUGCAGACACCCACCGCCUUCGACAACGCGUACUAUCAGAACCUGGUGUCGCAGAAGGGCCUCCUCCACUCGGACCAGGAACUCUUCAACAACGGCACUCAGGACGCGCUGGUCCGGCAGUACAGCACCAACGCCGCAGCCUUUUCGAGGGACUUCGCGGCGGCCAUGGUGAAGAUGGGAAACAUCAGCCCGUUGACGGGAAGCCAGGGAGAGAUUAGGUUGGAUUGCAAGAAGGUGAACUGACACACCAUGUGCCAAUAAAAACCCCAAGGGUUUAAUAACAACUUCUAUCAUGCAUCGUUAUCGAGUGUAUCUGCAAGCUUCAAACAUGUAUUCGCUAAGUCUAUCGACUCAUCUAAUCCAGGUUUGAUUACCCCUUAAUU